AAAAGAAAAAAAAGACAAAAAAUAAUGGACCGGAGGAGACAGGGAGGAGAGGGACCUAAAAGCUUAUCUCGAAGCCAGCCAAACACGAAUCUUCUCACACCUUCGUCGUUUCUAAUUUACCGUUUAGCUGUCCGAAGAAUAUCCCAGAGGUAAUGGGUUAUUCUUGUUAGAUCUUCGUUUUCUGCAUCUGGUUGUUCUUACGAUAAACUUCGCUGUCUUUCUUGAUUAUUAAUUCCGUUGAUUUUAUGUCUUUCCCUUAAUUAUUCUUGUUAUUUAUUGUUUGUUUGAGAAAAGAAAUCAAUUUAUCCAAGUUGAGAGCUGUUAUUAAUAAAUGGAUAACAAGAAGCAGCAUAUUGCAAUUUUUACAACGGCCAGUCUUCCAUGGAUGACUGGAACUGCCGUAAAUCCUCUGUUUCGUGCUGCGUUUCUUGCGAAAGAUGGGAGUAGAAAGGUCACUUUGGUGAUUCCGUGGUUGUCCUUGCAGCAUCAGAAAUUAGUCUACCCCGAUAAUAUCACCUUCACUUCACCUUCUGAGCAACAAGUGUAUGUCCGUCAUUGGCUUCAGGAGAGGAUUUCAUUCUCACCUACUUUUAGCAUACAAUUCUACCCCGCCAAGUUUGCUGUAGAUAAAAGAAGCAUUCUUUCUGUAGGAGAUAUCUCUGAAGUCAUACCGGAUGAAGAUGCUGAUGUUGCGGUCCUUGAGGAACCUGAGCAUCUCACGUGGUUUCAUCAUGGGAAGAGAUGGAAAACUAAAUUCCGCCUUGUCAUAGGAAUUAUACACACCAAUUAUCUGGAAUAUAUCAAGAGAGAGAAGAAUGGACGGGUUAAAGCAUUGGUUGUUAAAUAUAUUAAUAGUUGGGUUGUUGAUAUCUACUGCCACAAGGUAAUUAGAUUGUCUGCUGCUACCCAGGAUUAUCCUAAUUCCAUAAUCUGCAAUGUUCAUGGAGUGAAUCCUAAGUUCCUUGAGAUUGGCAAGAAAAAGAUAGAGCUACAACAAAGUGGGAAUGGGAAUCAGGCCUUCACUAAAGGUGCUUACUACAUUGGAAAAAUGGUGUGGAGCAAAGGCUACAAGGAGCUUCUUAAACUUCUUCGAGAUAAUCAAAAAGAGCUAACUGGGCUUGAGGUGGAUUUAUAUGGCAGUGGAGAAGACUCCGACCAAGUCCAGGCAGCUGCAAAAAAAUUGGAUCUGGUAGUCAGAGUAUAUCCUGGGCGUGAUCAUGCAGAUCCUGUAUUCCACGAUUAUAAAGUGUUCCUGAAUCCAAGCACCACAGAUGUCGUUUGCACGACGACAGCAGAAGCAUUGGCAAUGGGAAAGAUUGUUGUAUGUGCUAAUCACCCAUCGAAUGAAUUCUUCAAGCAGUUUGUAAACUGCUGGACUUAUGAUAACAGCAAAGGAUUUGUCGAGGCCACAAGCAGGGCUUUAACUGAAGAACCUGCUGAGCUGACUGGUGCAGAGAGGCAUGAACUGUCAUGGGAGGCUGCAACAGAACGGUUUCUGAAGGUUGCUGAUCUGGACCAGGUAUUUGCAAGGAAACCAGAAAAAAGUCUUUUAAAGAACUUUGCUUCCAUAUCUUUAAAUACACGAAUGGAGGAUGUAUCAGCAUAUCUGCACUAUGUGGCUCUUGGUUCUGAAACAUCAAGAAGAGCUUUCGGUGCAAUUCCAGGGAGUCUGCAACCAGACGAAGAGCUAUGUAAGGAGCUUGGGCUGGCUAUUCCCGCUGCCACCCAAGGAUCAAAAGAUCCUGUUAACACCUCAUGAAAUGCAUCCUAGCGUUUGAUUUGAUGACCUGGAUGAUUUAUUAUAGUCUGUAACAUCUUUUGAACUGUAAACAUGCAUUCUCAUUCCCAGUUGCAAUUGUUCUCAUGAAGUCUUGAAUGGGCGAUGGGCGAUAUGUGCUAUGACUGCCAGUCUGUUCAUCACAAUAUUGCCAAAUUUGAGUGUUUUAAAGUGCUGCCUUUAUUUAAAACCUGCUUGCUUUCAUGUUUUAAAA
This is a messenger RNA of Populus euphratica (Euphrates poplar), 1991 nucleotides long. It is a transcript of the gene DGD2, whose product is annotated as digalactosyl diacylglycerol deficient 2. The coding region runs from base 332 to 1759 and encodes 475 amino acids. NCBI's taxonomy places the organism in Eukaryota, Viridiplantae, Streptophyta, Magnoliopsida, Malpighiales, Salicaceae. The transcript has 4 exons. The record is from RefSeq and is a predicted model, not a curated record. Gene Ontology annotation, cellular component: chloroplast outer membrane. Gene Ontology annotation, molecular function: digalactosyldiacylglycerol synthase activity. Gene Ontology annotation, biological process: galactolipid biosynthetic process.